AUGUUCUAUUUGAGCCAGUUUGCCAACCUUUUUGUCACUUUAGCAACCUCUGUGAAUUUCUUCGUUUACUAUGCAAUCAGCUCGGAGUAUCGUAGAAUCUUCGACGAGCAUCUUGGGAUUGGUCGCCUGAAAAAACGUUUCUUCAGUGAUCGUGAACGCGUGGCUGUUCAGCAAGCUGCUAAGUCUCCCUCCUUUCGUUUAUCAUCUAAAGGAAAUGCGCUGAGCGAUGUAGUUACUUAA
Messenger RNA from Cooperia oncophora, 240 nucleotides. Lineage: Eukaryota; Metazoa; Nematoda; Chromadorea; Rhabditida; Trichostrongylidae. The record is from the annotation of a GenBank genome assembly.